AUGACGGAGAAAAUUGAUACCUAUGAGAAUAGAAUACUUGAUAAUAAGAAAGAACUUCGUGAUGAUGACGAUAUAAGCUUCGAUGAAUUAAUGGAUGACUUAGAUGAUGAAAACAUUUUUAGCAAAUAUAGAGAGCAAAGAAUGCAAGAAAUAUCAGAUCACUUAAAAACGGUGAAGAAAAAUGUGAAUGAUAAUGGAUAUGGCGAUUUAAUCGAAGUUAAAAAUGAAUCAGAAUUGAUCAAAAUGUCUACAAAUGUUCCGAAGAUUAUAAUUCAUUUUGGUUUAGAUACUUUUGCCAAAUGUCGAUAUAUGGAUGAUAAAUUAAAACAAUUAUCGAGGAAAUACUUAAAUACCAAGUUCGUCAAGGUAAGUGUAACGUUGUGUCCUUUUUUGGUAGAAAAGCUACAAAUAAAAACCCUUCCAUUUGUUGUUGGUUAUAUUAAAGGCCUUGAAGCAGGAAGAUUGAUCGGAUUUAGUAAGUUGGGUAAUGAUCCAAAUGGUUUCCCUAUAGAAAAUCUAGAAAAGUUUUUCUUAUCAACAAGAGUUAUUGAAUCGUUUUCAGGAACGACUAUCAAACAGGAUGCACGUAAAAUUGGAAGUUCAGGAAGAUAUCAGAGGACUGCCGAUGACGAAGAUGCUAGUGAUAGUUCUUUAGAUAUAUAA
Messenger RNA from Naumovozyma dairenensis CBS 421, 663 nucleotides. RefSeq names its product Plp1p (gene PLP1). NCBI's taxonomy places the organism in Eukaryota, Fungi, Ascomycota, Saccharomycetes, Saccharomycetales, Saccharomycetaceae. The transcript has a single exon. Gene Ontology annotation, cellular component: cytoplasm. The record is from RefSeq and is a predicted model, not a curated record. Bases 1 to 663 code for a protein of 220 amino acids.